UGAGCCAAACACUCAUCACCCAAACCCAUCAAUGAUUUGUGCACAGAGGCACAGUCAUUUCAGUGCAGAAAAGUCCUUUCCAAAACUGUUGCAACACAGAUGGAAACAAAAUUAUUUCAAAAGGAGAUCCAUUGGGAAGAUGUUUCCUCGCUCUGGAAAAUCCAUUGUCUUUGACAGCUUUCCCGAUCCAUCUGACACCUGGGAGAUCAUCGAGACAAUUGGUAAAGGGACCUAUGGGAAAGUUUACAAAGUGCUUAACAAGGUCGAUGGCAGCAAGGCAGCCGUCAAAAUACUGGAUCCAAUCCAUGAUAUUGAUGAAGAGAUCGAAGCCGAGUACAACAUCCUCAAGGCUCUCUCAGAUCAUCCCAAUGUUGUCAAGUUCUUUGGGAUGUUCUUCAAGAAGGACAUCAAGAAUGGUGACCAGCUAUGGCUUGUACUGGAGUUGUGCAAUGGAGGGUCUGUGACAGAUCUGGCAAAAGGUAUGCUAAAGAGAGGAGAUCGCAUGGAGGAACCCAUUAUAGCAUACAUCUUACAUGAGGCUCUUAUGGGUCUCCAGCAUUUACACAUCAAUAAAACCAUUCAUCGAGACGUCAAAGGCAACAAUAUCCUACUCACCACAGGAGGAGGCAUCAAGCUGGUCGACUUUGGGGUGUCAGCUCAACUGACGAACACCCGUCUCAGAAGGAACACUUCAGUCGGGACACCAUUCUGGAUGGCCCCUGAGGUGAUUGCUUGUGAACAGCAGCUGGACUCCACAUAUGAUGAGCGCUGUGAUAUCUGGUCUCUGGGUAUCACAGCUAUAGAGCUUGGUGAUGGAGACCCGCCCCUCGCAGAUCUCCAUCCAUUGAGAGCUCUUUUCAAAAUUCCAAGAAAUCCUCCACCAACCCUCCACCAACCAGAGAUCUGGACUCCUGAAUUUAAUGAUUUCAUAUGCGAGUGUCUGAUAAAGGAUUUUGAGCUUAGACCUAAUGUGUUUGGCCUUCUUCAGCAUGUCUUCAUCAGACAGAUUGUGGGGCGAGAGAAGACGCUGCAGAAGCAGCUGAUGGAACUGAUCGACCUUAACCAGCAGAUGGGCGUUAUCGAGAAAACAAGGCAUGAACGUAUCUAUACCAAAAAAGGCAGCUACAUGAAGUCUCAAGAUCAAGAGUGUGACGACGUGGAUGAUCUCGCAACCCUAGAGAAUCUAGAUGAAAACACAGUCACUGACCAACUACAGAGACGUUAUGCAAAGGACCAGAUCUACACGUAUGUUGGAGACAUCCUUAUAGGAGUUAAUCCCUUCCACAAAACAGAGCUGUACACCCCUGAGCAUUCAAAUAAUUAUGUUGGCGCCAAAAGAACAGCAAACCCUCCACAUAUAUAUGCAGUCGCAGACAUCGCUUAUCAGUCCAUGGUUUCUUAUAAUGCUGAUCAGUGUAUUGUCAUCAGCGGAGAAAGUGGGUCUGGCAAAACAGAGAGUGCCCACCUGUUAGUGCAACAGCUGACCAUUCUUGGAAAGGCUAACAAUCGGAGUCUUCAGGAGAAGAUCUUAUUGGUCAAUAGUCUGGUCGAGGCCUUUGGUAACGCCUGCACUGUGUUCAAUGAUAACUCCAGUCGCUUUGGGAAGUAUCUGGAAAUGAAGUUCACCUGUGGUGGCACAGUGGUGGGAGCUCAGAUUUCUGAAUACCUGCUGGAGAAGACUAGAGUCACACAGCAAGCUGGUGGUGAACGUAACUUCCAUAUCUUCUACUAUAUCUAUGCUGGUCUGGCAGACAGAAAGAAACUAGCUCACUACAAGCUAUCAGAGAGCCAAACUCCAAAGUACCUUCACGAUGAGAAUGUGAAAUUAGUACCUGACGUUGUGGGGAAUGACUUUUAUAAGGAGCAGUUUGAGACGGUGGAACAGUGUUUUAAAGUCAUCGGCUUUACUCUAGAGGAGCUUGGGAGCGUUUACAGCAUCUUAGCUGGGAUCCUAAAAGCGGGUGAUGUUGAGUUCACAUCAGUUGCAUCUGAGCAUCAGACGGACAAGAGCAACAUUUCCAACAUGUCAGAACUAGAGAGCGCUGCAUCGCUGCUGUGUAUUCGUGCAGAUGAGCUACAGGAAGCUCUGACGUCUCACUGUGUGGUUAUGAGGGGUGAAACCAUCGUCAGGUCAAACACGGUGGAGAAGGCCACCGAGGUGCGAGACGCCAUGGGAAAAGCACUGUAUGGACGUCUGUUUAGCUGGAUUGUCAACCGGGUGAACACUCUGCUAAAACCAGAAGACCAAUCUGGAGAUGAAGACAAAGGCCUCAACAUUGGUAUCCUGGAUAUCUUUGGCUUUGAAAACUUUAAAAGAAACUCUUUCGAGCAGCUCUGCAUCAACAUAGCCAAUGAACAGAUCCAGUUCUACUUUAACCAGCACAUCUUUGCCUGGGAGCAGGAUGAGUAUCUAAAUGAAGACGUGGAUGCUCGAGUGAUUGAGUAUGAAGACAACCGGCCUCUGCUGGAUCUCUUUCUUCAGAAGCCCAUGGGGAUGUUAUCUCUACUGGAUGAGGAGAGCCGCUUCCCUCAAGCAACUGAUCAGACGCUUGUCGAGAAAUUUGAGGACAACUUGAAAUCCAAAAACUUCUGGAGACCAAAGAGGGUUGAUCUGGGCUUUGGAAUCCAUCACUAUGCAGGCAAGGUUAUCUACAAUGCCAGCGGGUUUCUGGCUAAGAACAGAGAUGCUCUGCCAGCUGAUAUUGUUCUUCUGCUGAGAUCCUCAGAGAAUGAAUUGAUCCGUAAAUUGGUUACCCACCCGCUCACCAAAACAGGUAACCUGGCUCACACUAAAGGCAAGACUGCUGGAUCUGCUCGUAUGGGCACAAACUCAUCACAACGCACGAGUAGCUUUGCCAAGCUGGAGGUCCUCAUGUUGCUCCGUACUGUAUCAGUCAGUGAGGUGGAGAGUACAGACACCACACAUCACCCCAGAGAAUCCACCAACAUGAAAACACAAACUGUAGCUUCGUAUUUCAGAUACUCACUAAUGGACCUGUUGUCGAAGAUGGUGGCUGGCCAGCCCCAUUUUGUGCGGUGCAUAAAACCCAAUAACGAUCGGCAAGCCAAUAAGUUUGACAGGGAGAAGGUUCUGAUCCAGCUACGAUACACUGGUAUACUAGAGAUCGCCAAGAUCCGCAGACAGGGCUACUCUCAUCGGAUUCUCUUCAACCACUUCAUUGAAAGGUAUACCAUUUUAGCUUUUAAACCCAACGAAGAGCCAGUAGUUGGUCCAGAGACCUGUGUUGCUAUUCUGGAGAAGGCUGAACUAGAGAACUGGGUUCUGGGCAAAACAAAGGUAUUUCUUAAAUACUAUCAUGUGGAGCAGCUGAAUCUGAUGGUAAGACAAACCAUGGACAGAAUCAUUCUGGUUCAGGCGCAUGUGCGAGGCUGGCUUGCAUUCAGACGAUACUCUAAGAUCCAGGAAAAGAGGGUACAAAGUGUUGUCUUAUUGCAGUCAGUGUGCAGAGGAUAUCUGGCAAGGAAGAAAUACAAGGAGCUACGCGAUGAGAAGAACAAUGCUGCUGUGAAGAUCCAGGCCCAUUACAGAGGACACAAAGAAAGGAAGAGCUUCCAAAGAAAGAAGGAAGCCAUGCAAAAGGAGAAGGAAACAAAUACUGAGGAAGCAGCGGAUGUCUCACCGGAGCCAGAGACUGGACCAGAUUCAGAGGAAUUAUCACAGAAUGAAGGGGAAGUAGAAACAGACAAUGCUGAUGAAAAGGCUGCUGUGGUCAUCCAGAGCAACUAUCGAGGCUACAGGGAGAGGAAGAAAUACAAAGAGCAUCAAGAACAAAAUAAGACCUUGACCGGGGAUGAGCUGGAUGCUUCCGUGUCCACCCCUGCAGAGGAAGUCAAUUCUGCAGAAGACCAAAAUACUACACAAGAUGAGGAGCAGGAGAAGGGCACUGAGGAAGAGACUGCUGGAGAGGAUGGGAACACUGAACAGGAAAACAAGGCAGCCACUGUUAUCCAGAGCAACUUCAGAGGUCAUAAAGAACGUAAAAGACUCCAGGAGGAAGGAAAGAUGCCUGAUAGAGGAAGAAAGGAGAUCCAGGAUGUUGCAGAUGAUGAGGACUUGCCCAUACCAGAUCCACCAACACCAGAGGAACUAAUACAACUCAAUGAGUUGGCAGCACAGCAAACUGAGGAAACCUCAAAAGAAGAGGAAGAGAACAAAGCUGCUGUGGUCAUUCAGAGCAACUUCCGUGGCCACCAGGAACGCAAACGACUCCAGGAGGAAGGAAAAAUUCCCAAUAAAAAGGCAAAAGACGAAUCAGCCACAUCAGGAGUAGAUAUUCCCAUUGAGGAGCUUCCACCUCCUUUAGAUCUAGAUUCAGAUGAGGCUCUUGCUAGUCCAUCAGGUCCAGAUGAGGAACACGCAGCAACUGUUAUACAAAGCACCUUUAGAGGCCAUCAAGAAAGAAAACGACUUAAAGAAGAGAGGGAGGCAGCCAGUGGAAAAGAGCAGAAUGCGGCAGAAGAGGAUGAACAGAAAAACGGGGAGAUUGUAGAAGACGACGCUCAUGCUGAGGAAGGUCUGAAUGAUGAGGAGCAAGCAGCCAUAAAAAUCCAGAGCAAUUUUAGAGGUUACAGAGAGAGAAAGAACCUGAAGGCCACAGCAGGAGAACAGGAAGAAGAAGUGGAGGAGCUCUUUCUUCAGGUAAGCAAGGCUUCGGAAGAAUACCUCAGUUUGCAGCAGAAGUUAAACGAAAUUAUCCUCGCCCAUCAGCUCGAUCCCAGCAAAAAUGGGAUGUUUGUGAAGGGAGAAGGGAUUAAUGCUUUAAUGGGUUCCUACACAGGGGUGGACAUAAAGCAGUCGCGAACGUCUCGCAGAAUGCAGCAACCCAAGACCCUGAACACACCAGAAGACUCCACGUACUACACACUCAUUCAUAGGUCUGUUAAGGAUGAUAAGAGGAGAUCAAGAAAACAGAGCCCUAAAAGGCUGGACGAUGAUGAUCAGUACUACCAGGAUUUGUCUAGCAGCAAAGCCACAAGCUCCUUGCCCAGUGUCAGACGCCGGUCAAGCAGACAGAGGCCUUCCAGAGAAAGGAGUUCUUCUGAGAGAUCACUGUCUGAUAACCCUAAGUCUGAUAUUGCUAAAGAGAAGAGACACUCACUUUCUCGAAUGCCCUCUACAGAGAGUCAAAGUGAAGACAACCCCUAUGACUAUAGGAAAAUACUGAGGAAGACCUCACAGAGACAAAAACUCAUAACCCAGCCCUAAUCCUCUGGCCAGAGACCUGACACUUCCCAAAGCGUUUUAACCGAUGUAUUCUGUAAAUACAACAAAUACUUUGCUGUUGACUCAUAGUUAAACAUGUCCUUUGUACUGAAUGCACCUGAUAUUAUAUGAUGAUAUUGUCCUCACUUGAAUUUUAACUUUGUCUUUACAGAAUUUUUUUGUCAGAACUGACAUUUAUAUACAGAAUAAGUUUUCUUAUAUCUCCCUUAUAGUUUUCUUAUAUCUCACUUACCAGUUUCAAUGGAUGCUUUGAUAUACUGUAGUAAGUCAGACAUCUUUCUUUAUAUUUGCCCAUUAAAACCAAAUAUGUUAAUGCCUAGACUGACUUUCAGCUAAUACUGUCAGACAGCUGACAAAAUGUAAUAAAACCACAUGUUCUUGUAAUGAAACCAGCAAUAGCAGCAUAUGCUAUUGCACAUUUCCCUUCAUAUUGUGGUUGUUACAGAUGAUGGUAUAUAAUAAUGUAAAUGGUGCUUUUAGAUUUUGGAUAUAUGUAUCCUAUAUGUAUCCUGUGUUACUAUAUUGUAAAUAUGAUUAAUUAUGUACUUGGACAUUUUGCAAAUAAUUACCACAUUUCAGAUAAUAUUGUAAUUCAUGUUGGCUGUUAUACUCUGUAACCUACAUUAUGAAAUAUUAUAAUAAUUGCUGACUAUAAUGUUUCUUUAAUUUUUAAUCUUUCAUCUAUCCAAUUCAUUAUAGAUUUUAAUCACUUUGGUCCAUAUAGACUAAUAUAUAUUAUUUUAGUUUGGGAUUUAAUGUUUUAUUGACAUCAAACGUAACAAGAAUGACAAUAUGGCUUAAAAU
Molecule: messenger RNA, 6049 nt
Organism: Paramisgurnus dabryanus
Lineage: Eukaryota; Metazoa; Chordata; Actinopteri; Cypriniformes; Cobitidae
Source: RefSeq, a predicted model, not a curated record